AAGUUCCAGCAGAAUUCCCCCCCCCCCAAUUCGGACUUUCACCUUUCCUCCCUUGCGCCGGAGACGGUUUUUUUGGGGGGGGGGGAGAGGCGGAGGAAGGAACUUUAGGAAAAGCAGCUGUUUAAGCAGAGAAAUGGGCGUGUCGGAAAGCGAGAGAAGAAGCGUCCAUAUGCAGAUGAGAGGGGCGUGGGGAGCGGAGAGCGAUUCGGGCCCCGGAAGAGCCAAAAAAAAAAAAAAAAAAAGCCCAUAUAAAAAAGUACUUGGGAACGUUUUCCGACCAGAACUAGCAAAUAGCCUAGAGGCGGAAGGGCGAGCUGGAGGAGCUCUCUGGAGAAGAGCGAAACGGGCGCGCCACGGGACAUGGCUCCAUAAAUAACUCCAAACGGGGCUGCUCCUCCAACUGCGCGAGCGAAGGAAGAAGACGCCUUGAAAAGGAAACGGUGCCUUUGUUCAUUAGUUCUGCCUGUGUCGUUUAAACACACACACACACACACACACACACACACACACACACACACACACACACACACCAUCUAUAAAUUAAGCUGGACCAUGGCAGACGACGAAAACGGUCUUAACGGCAGCUCGAACGAGGUCCCUCCGGAGCCCUGCGCGGGCAGUUGCGAGAACAGCCGCUGCAACGUGCUGACCUGGGAGCAAGUGCAACGCCUGGAUCGUAUCCUGAGCGAAACCAUCCCGAUUCACGGCCGGGGCAACUUCCCCACGCUGGAAAUGCAGCCGCGACAGAUCGUGAAGGUGGUGCGGAGCCGCCUGGAGGAGCAAGGCAUCGGCGUGCGCGAUGUGCGACUCAACGGCUCGGCGGCCAGCCACGUCUUGCACCAGGAUAGCGGCCUGGGCUACAAGGACUUGGACCUCAUCUUCUGCGCCGAUUUGAAAGGCGAGGCGGAGUUCCAGAGAGUCAAAGACGUGGUCCUGGACUGCCUCUUGGAUUUCUUGCCGGACGGGGUUAACAAAGAGAAGAUCACGCCGCUCACCCUGAAGGAAGCCUACGUACAGAAAAUGGUGAAAGUCUUCAACGAUUCAGACCGAUGGAGCCUCAUCUCAUUAUCCAACAACAGUGGCAAAAAUGUGGAGCUGAAAUUUGUGGACUCUCUGAGGAGGCAGUUUGAGUUCAGUGUAGAUUCUUUUCAGAUCAAGCUGGACUCUCUCCUCCUUUUUUACGAAUGUUCUGAAAAUCCAAUGGCUGAAACGUUUCACCCGACUAUAAUUGGGGAGAGCGUCUAUGGGGAUUUCCAAGAAGCCUUUGAUCACCUUUGUAACAAGACCAUUGCAACUAGAAAUCCAGAAGAGAUCAGGGGAGGUGGUCUCCUUAAAUACUGCAACCUCCUAGUGAGAGGCUUCAGGGCUGCCUCCGAAUCUGAGAUUAAGUCCCUCCAGAGAUAUAUGUGCUCCAGGUUUUUUAUUGAUUUCUCAGACAUUGGAGAACAGCAGCGCAAGCUGGAGUCUUACUUGCAGAACCACUUUGUGGGACUGGAGGACCGCAAGUAUGACUAUCUCAUGACCCUUCAUGGGGUGGUGAAUGAGAGCACAGUGUGCCUGAUGGGACAUGAGAGGCGACAGACUUUAAACCUGAUCACCAUGCUGGCCAUCCGGGUGCUGGCUGAGCAAAAUAUCAUCCCCAACGUGGCCAAUGUCACUUGCUACUACCAGCCAGCCCCUUAUGUAGCGGAUGCUAACUUCAGCAAUUACUAUAUUGCUCAGGUUCAGCCCAUGUUCCCCUGUCAGCAGCACACUUAUUCUACUUGGUUGCCCUGCAACUAAGCAGUUUUAAUAAGACUUGGGGAACAUGUCUUUUUCCAGCAAGCAAAUAAAGGGGGAGGGUGGUUCUCCUCUUUUAAAAGUGGGAUGUUUUUAGUGCAACGUGGUUUGCUCUUAAUUUUUUUUUUAUUUUUAUUUUUUAUUUUUUUGCUGGAGGAAAGUUCUUCUGGUUCUUCUCUCUGGUAUUAACUGAGCAUGACUUAGAAAAGAACCAAAAGCUAUUGGAUCCCACCCUAGAGUAUGCAACCUGUCUUGAAGAGCAACUAAGAUCGCCUUGAAAUAAACCUAGGAGAAAGGGUUGAUGACAAUAUGGGUUGGCAAUGCUUUGCUCCCAUAGCUAUGGCAGAGCGAGAAAAAAAAAUCUUGAAAUCAAAAAGGAACCUUAAGAAGAAGAAGCAAAAAAAAAAAAAAAAGCUAAAUAUGCUUUCAGGAAUUAAAAGUUAUAUACAGAAAUAUACAGUUAUGUUGGAAUAAGGUGUAUUUUGGAUUCUCUCUUUGGAGCAUGCAUUAUGGGUCGCCACAGAAUGUAUAGCUUGCUUGAAUAGAAUGCUUUAAGAGAAAUCGCUUGCUCCAAAAAAGAAGAGAGAUGGAGGCUGGAAGAAGGGUGGGGGUGGAAGGAUUAUGGCAAAUUUCAUUAUUUCCAGCUGUGUGCAUGCUUCACAUUUAAAAAAAAAAAUGUGGAAAGCAAGAAAACCAGCUGUAGCAAGAUUCAUAUGCUUUAGGACCAAAGAUAAAUUCUAGUAAAGACGGGAUAUGGUAGAUUAUGAAAUAUAAAUAUAUAUAUUUGUAUACACAAAUUUUAAACAGAAGUGCCUGAUUCCUUCAGAGAAUUUGAAGUGAGAAAAAUAUAGUUUUGUGGUUUAAUCUUGCAUUUUGUUUUUUUUAUCAGGGACACAAGAAACUUAAAAAAAAAAUAAGCUUGUGAAUAAAUGGUGGAGGAUAUUCCUAUUUGUUUUCCUUGCAAAUACCUAUAUAAAGGUUAUAUUGUUGGUGUUCGGCAAUCUUUGGUACAUAAUGUGUAUGUUUAUUGUUCUGUUUGUGUGCGUGUGUAUAACAUGUUAUAUGUAUAUCACAUGUUUUAAACAUGGUAGGGAAAUGUAGCAAUGUUAAGGAAUGUUUUAAAUGAGCUAUAGUGUGUGUGUGUUCCGGCCUGUAACAGGAUGUAAUGAUUGUGAGACACUUUGCAGAGAUUCCCAUAUCAGAAAAAUCUUGAUAAAAGAAAACAGGAAUCGAAUGAUAAAAGUAAUUAAUUGGCCUAUUUGUGAGCCAUAGGGUUUCAUAAUUGGACAAAACUUUUUAACUCUAAAUUAUUGUACCUUAAUAUAAUGUGGUUUGAAUGUUCAGCUUAGAAAUUCCUUGACUACAUAUCUCUGAUGGAGUAAGACACCAACUGAAAUGUGGCUCAAACAGAUGGCUCCCCUCAUUCCCAAAUAUUGUUUUACUUGGUGAUUUAAAUACUUAAUGAUUAAUAUUUCUUUUGAAAAGCAAGCAGAAUGCACUGUGCAUCCCACGACCACUAUAACUUUGUAAAUGUGAAAUGAACCAUUUGUGUUGCACGUUUGUGUGUGUGUGUGUGUGUGUGCCUACAAAUGCAUACAUACACUAUCAAACAUCUUUGAUUUGACUGCCACCCUCUAUUUUGCAGCUUAAUAUUGUGACUUAUUUAAAAGGAAUCAUUUUUACUUUCUCAAAGAAUCAAUCUACUGCAUGUUCUUCCACCCCCUUUGUGUUGAUUACUAUAUAGAAGAGUCCCUGACUUUGUUUUCUUUUUCUGCCAGCAAACUGGUUUUUAAAAGGAAAUGAAAUCUAACUUUAAUACAGAGUUAAGAGAUCUUUAAGAUAAUUAAUUAAGGAAUGUAUGUGUGGUUUUAAGGCUCUGAUGCUUUACGAAUUGUGUUGGAGCCUGGUCUGUCUGCUUUCCCCCCAUUUUUAAUGAUGUGACAUUUCCAGUACUGAUGAAGGAAGGCCACCAACACUUACAGAAUCCAAUGUUAUUUAGAUGCAUCCUUAAUCAAUGAUAAAAUGGGGUGACAUUUAUAAUAGAAGGAUUAGUAAGUUGCUAAUCAGACAAUCUAUCCUUGCCCCCCCCCCUGUAAAGCUACUGGCAAUCUAUUUUCUCUACUAGUUUUUAAAUUGUGAAAGAUUUCCCCGUAUCUACAAUAAUUUUGUGUUAGUUGAAUAGGAUCCCCCAUGUGUUUACAGUUCUCAAAGUUUGUCCUCUCUGUGAAUCCUGUGGGGAAACCAUCUUUUGUUUUUUUCUUGAAAGCACUUUCUGCUUGCCUUGGCUUCUGAUGCUUGAUAGGUAUGACUUUUUUUUUUAAAGCUUGUUUCGAUUAGUGUUUAGUUAUAAAACAAUGCUCAUAUUUGUUAAUCCACUCUCCUCUGUGGCGAAUGAAAAGAGAGGUAAACAUUUGCAUUUGAUAAAAAUCAGACUUAUCGUCUGUCUUUAAUUCCUAUGACCAUCCAGAACAGAAUAAUGAAUGAUUCCAGUCCAACUUAUGUGGAGUGGAGGGUAGGAGGUUUGGGGGGGGGGGACAGAGCCUGCAACUAUGCAAGCUCUUCCUGGUGGAAACUGAGCUGAGGGCUGGGGAAAUGGGAUCAGCUGGUAAUGUGGUUUUAUCUUUUCCUUACCGCAGUGACUUUGCUGCAAAAAAAAAUGAGUCAUAUCCACUCUUUUAAGGAUCACUGGCAGGACCUCGGCCAUAAGAAGCUGAUAAUAUAUUGCAUAUUUUCCUUUGGAGUAGUUUUUCCAUUUUUAAGAAAUCAUUAUUAGUCCAGGCAUUAUAGGUCUCCCGGCCAACACUCUGUACCAUAUUCCAUAGUUCAGAUUUUAGUUGCUGUUUACAGCAAAUGGAUGUGGUAAAAUCCUGGCAAUUGUUUUUUUCCCCCUCUACUUCAAGUGCUCAGUAAUUUUCAUUAGCCUACAGGCAUGUCCACACAUUUAUAUUGGGAAGGGGAGGGGUUGUAAUCGGUGGGGGCUUUUAAUAGAAAGUGUCUGAUGCUACUGACUGCUGGCCAAACAACUUAAAACCUGUAUUUUCCAAAAAUUAAUUUUUUGUGGGCACAUACUUAGCUCUUUCUAGGGAAUGGCAAUAUCUAUCUUCCUUUUUCAAUUUUGAUGGACUAAUAGCUUGAGGAGAAAAUGCUUAAUACUGCUUAAGAUCCUGUACUAUUUCUUCAGUAGAUUUUAAAAGUUGUUGCAGUGCUUAAUUUAAGACAUCUCAUUUAUAGCUAAAUUGAUUGGGGUUCCAGUGAAUUAUCUCUGAAUCAUGGAAGAUCUAAAUUUGUUCUGUUUCAACAGUGGCUGGAAAGAGAAAGGGAGAAUGUAAGGUUUUGUAUUCUAUUGAAUUUUAAAAGAAUAAUUUGAAUAGUGAAUAUUUUGAAAAUCUCAUUUGCCCAUAUCUGUUGUGUUGAUCGCAAAUGAUUGGAAGUGUUACUUUCAGCCCCAAAUUGUUCAGUGAAAUUGUACUGUAUAUAAUCUGUGAUAUGCACACACGAAACAAAUUCUUUGAAAGGAAACAAGCAAAAAUUAAAUGACAAUAAAAAUGCCAGCAGGAUUAUUGUUUUCAUAACUCAUUUUAUUCAAAGGCUUUAGAACUUACUUGCUGCUAGGUAUUGCACAAAGUUUCAUGCACACCUUAUAAAUGCCUAUUGUAAAAUGCUUUAUAUGCAAGUUAUAUUAUUGAAGGCUCUUAUUCAUUCAGAGAAAGCUUUAAAACAGUUUGUGGAGUUUAAAAUUGUGUAAAGGAAAAGAGACAGAGAAGGAAAUAUAUCUAAAGACAUAUUCAGCACUUUUUUCUUUUUUUUCUUUUCUUUUUUGUUUAAUUUGUUUUCGGAUGUCUUUCCAGUUUCCAUUGCAAUGGACAAAAAUCAAAUGUCAAUAUAUAAGUUUUGCUGUUUGCUAUGAUUACAACUACUUAAACUUUGGAAAGCCUACGCAUUCUACAAUGGGCUGUACAUGGCACUGAAAGCCCUUGAAGUCAAUUCCAUUCUCCCAAAUUCUACAGAAUUCUGAACUUGUAGUCUUCAGCAACGCAUCCUGUUACAUCCAACUAUUCCUCCUGCUAUGGGAAUUUGUUGACUCUGGGUUUGGUUGGAGGUUUAACCAAGUAAAGGCUGGAAAACAGACCCUUUUAAGUAACAAAAGCAUUUGCUUCUGGGCUAGAGGAAACAGAUUGUGAAUUUUGUUUACAGAAUCCAAUAUUUGGAAUAUUUGUAAAUAAAAAUGUUAUUUUUUCUAUUUA
Messenger RNA from Crotalus tigris (Tiger rattlesnake), 6023 nucleotides. It is a transcript of the gene TENT5A, whose product is annotated as terminal nucleotidyltransferase 5A. Gene Ontology annotation, molecular function: poly(A) RNA polymerase activity; RNA binding. Gene Ontology annotation, biological process: mRNA stabilization. The coding region runs from base 553 to 1782 and encodes 409 amino acids. The record is from RefSeq and is a predicted model, not a curated record. The transcript is spliced from 3 exons. Lineage: Eukaryota; Metazoa; Chordata; Lepidosauria; Squamata; Viperidae.